Molecule: messenger RNA, 2583 nt
Organism: Chanos chanos (milkfish)
Lineage: Eukaryota; Metazoa; Chordata; Actinopteri; Gonorynchiformes; Chanidae
Gene: fhip2b
Product: FHF complex subunit HOOK interacting protein 2B
Exons: 17
Coding region: 131-2407 (758 amino acids)
Source: RefSeq, a predicted model, not a curated record
ACAACUUAGCAGGGCUCCCGCUAGCCAGCGAGCUAGCAAGUAAACAAUGUUUACCAAGUACAAAUUAGGAAUUAUGGAGUAUGACUACAUAAGUUAGUACUAAAUUUUAGAGGUUAGAAUAGCAUCGACAAUGGACAUGCUCAAUAAACUGACGUCUCUCUUUCAACAAGCAUUAGAAACAAGGGAGCCUUCAGUAAAUUUACAGGACUCCUUUGUUGAUCAUUGGAAAGGGAUAACCAAUUACUACAUUGAAACCACCGACGAGUCAAAGCCGGUGAGACAGACGGACAUCCCAUGGCGGCUGAAGCAGAUGUUGGACAUUUUGGUAUACGAGGAGAGCCACCAGGAGGUGGAGGAGACUGGGCCCUGUAUGGAGUAUCUCCUACAACACAAAAUACUAGAAACCCUCUGCACCUUAGGCAAAGCCCAGUAUCCUCCAGGGAUGAGCCAGCAAGUCCUGGUUUUCUUCGCUAAAGUUCUCGCUCAAAUCCAAAAGCCAAUGCUUCAUAUAAUCAAUGUCUACCGGCCAGUCCAGAAACUGAUUCGUCUGUGCGGUCUCCCCGGUUCAGAGACGGAGAAAGAAGAGAGUCAGUUCCUCCACGUCGUUUGUUUGAGAGUGAAGAAAGACCCCUAUGUUCUUAAUUAUAUUUUAGAGAUUAGUAAGGAAGCUCUGUCCCACAUGUCUAGUUCUACCUCAGACGACGGAGUUGAUGACGAGACUGGUGGAGCUUCCAGUCCGUACGGCGUGCCUUCACCUCCCAGUUCCCAACCUUGUACAGUCCCCUCCCCCUGCAAUCAGAGAGUACCCCAUCCUGAUGCACCCCCACUGCCCCAGAACCCCUCAGCUUCACCAGCGUCACCUGCCACGCUUACCUCUCCAGACACGGGUCUCAUUCAGGUCCUCGUACACCUGAGCAAAAGCCAGAAAAGUAGAGUUUCUCUCAGAGCCAUGGAGAGUUUGGUGUUGCUGGCGAGUUUACCUCAGGAGGACACAGCUGUGCUGCUAGCCGAAGGGACUCCGCUGUGUCAUCUGCUGGCGCAGAGACUCUGUGAGCUGUACAGACUGCUCCCUCCUACACUGGAUCCCGCAGACAUACACAGCUUUCCAGUCAUGGAGUGGAGGACUCAGGUUGGUGCAGAGGAAAAGCCGUCAUUCACGGGCAGUGAACAGGUGGAGACGUUUUUCUCCUGGUUAGACUUCUGUGACCAGCUAAUCAAAGACUCACCAAAGAUUCUUGCUGCUAAACUAACCAAAGCUAUUCACCAGCAAUGGCUCAUGGGAAUUCUUCAACCCCAGCUGCUACAGAUGUCAGAGGCUGGGAUCCUGACUCACACGGCCCUGCUGUGUGGCUCGGUGCGUCAGAUUAACUCUCCUGCUCUGCUGGAGGAGCUGCUGCAGUUUCUGUUGGGCAGUGACACACAGGGUGAACAGUGCACGGACACGCACACGCACACGCUGCGCUACCACCUCAUAGAACGCUGUGACCACAUCUCAGAUGAGAUCAGCAUCUCUUCCCUGCGCCUGUUCGAGGAGCUUCUACGGAAACCCAGCCGCAACGUUCUGACCAAUCUGGUGCUUCGAAACCUGGAGCAGUGCUCCUAUAGGUUACCCGCUCCAGGGGGAGGGGACGAGAGACACGGGGUUGAGGCCGAUCCCUUGGACGAUUCAGUAGAGCUGGAGGAAGAUCCGUUCUUCACAGACAUGUACUCGGACCGUGAGUUCAGCGGUUCUGAAACUCUCCUCUCUCUGCCCGGUCCACAGAAAGAACCUCGGCCCAGUCCGCAGACUCAGGUCGCCGACGUCGUCAACAGUUUUCUGUGUUUGGUUCCUCAAGAGGCCAAAAGCUCCCAGCAUGUGCAGGGGGCGGGAUAUGACACCUACGUCCACGACGCUCACACACUGUAUAAAGAGUGUGCGGCCCUGUCUCUUGACUGGGGGUGGCCAGACAGCCCCAAACCUGUGGAGACAUCCUCCUCUCCUUCGAGCUUCUAUGAAGGUCAUUUUCUCAAAGUGCUGUUCGACAGGAUCGCACGCAUAUUAGAGCAGCCUUAUGAGCUGAACCUGCAGGUGACCUCGGUCUUGUCCAGACUGGCCGUGUUCCCUCAUCCUCUGCUCCAUGAAUAUCUGCUGAAUCCUUACAUCAGCCUUACCCCAGGGGCUCGCUCCCUCUUCUCCAUGCUCGUCAGGGUGAUUGGGGAGCUGAUGCAGAGGAUACAGCAUAUUCCAAACUUCACGGAGAAACUCGUCCAUGUGAGGAAACAGCUGAUGGGAUUGGAGGAGGAGACCAUGGUGGAUCACGUGACCCUUCUGAGGGGAGUCAUCGUACUGGAGGAGUUCUGUAAGGAGCUGGCGGCCAUUUCUUUUAUUAAACUCCCAAUGGAGGAACAAUACGCCUCACACGACUGAGCGAGGAGAGAAAAAAAAAGAAAGAAAGAAAGAAAGAAAGAAAGAAAGAAAGAAAGAAAGAAAGAAAAAACCUGGAGCCUGAAAAGACUGCAUCUUUAGGACAUUAUCUCUUCAACCAACUUUCCUCUGUUCACCUAGACUCGCACAGAUAUGUUCAGUUUUUUCUUUUUGUCUUU